This is a messenger RNA of Dermacentor albipictus, 489 nucleotides long. RefSeq lists its product as uncharacterized. The record is from RefSeq and is a predicted model, not a curated record. Lineage: Eukaryota; Metazoa; Arthropoda; Arachnida; Ixodida; Ixodidae.
CAGGGGGGAUAUACUAGUCGAGAUGCAAUGAAAUUAGGAAGGCCCACUAAGCUUCAAGAAAGACACUCCUUCACCAGGUCAGCAAUUGACCUCCCCGGUGUAGCCACUGCUUCCCUCAUCACGCCUGCAAUUAACCCAUGGCCCUCAAUGCCCGCGGCUGCGCAGCACCUGACGAAAGCAGUGGUCAGACCUGUGACGCGGCAGAGGCUGCUGAGGAUCUCUGGACCCGGACUGGCCACCACUGGAAAUGCUUUCAAGGAAGUCGUUUGUUUCACCGUCCUGUUCAGUUAUCAUUGGCCUCAAGAUGCAGCGAAACCACGACCAUUUGAUUUUGAUAUUGGGCACCUUCGCAGCCACCUGAGCAAUCUUCGGCGGCGUGGCCGAGUGUAGCGAAGAGAAAGACGCACUUGGGGUCACGCGCUCGGACUACGGGCGCGCGUACAGGGAAGCCGACGAAGCAGAGAGAAAUAAAAUGACUUGCCCAAGGAA